Messenger RNA from Periophthalmus magnuspinnatus, 2873 nucleotides. RefSeq names its product activin A receptor like type 1 (gene acvrl1). Gene Ontology annotation, molecular function: SMAD binding; transforming growth factor beta receptor activity, type I; ATP binding. Gene Ontology annotation, cellular component: BMP receptor complex; plasma membrane. Lineage: Eukaryota; Metazoa; Chordata; Actinopteri; Gobiiformes; Gobiidae. The record is from RefSeq and is a predicted model, not a curated record. Bases 703 to 2214 code for a protein of 503 amino acids. The transcript is spliced from 10 exons. Gene Ontology annotation, biological process: transforming growth factor beta receptor signaling pathway; angiogenesis; BMP signaling pathway.
UCAGCCUGGAGUCCACAGGGGGAAGAGGAAAAUGAGAGGUUUCGCGCAAGCAACAGGAAAACCGCUAAGAACACAUUCCAGGCAGAGCAGCAGCCCCUGAGAGGGACAAUAAGGGGUGGGACAACCAACCACUGUACGCCGUCUACAAAAUCUACAAUCUCCUCAAAGAUCAGCAACAUCGACAACAACCAAAGUGCGCUUACUUUGAUGGAAAAGACUAAUUUAUCCUGUCGCGUCUUGUGGAGCGAUCCAAGCGGCGGAAGAGCGCGCGUCUGGAGCCCAAACCGCGGUUCGUGUCGUAGUUUUAUCAGUUUAGAUUUGGCUGGAGAUGAGAUAGUCAGCGGCUGUCAAGAAAAUCACAGUGCCACUUGAUUUUUAUAAAAGCUUUCAUUGCUGCAUGUUGCUGCUGGCCACAUGUAACCGAAUCUUCAGACUUUUUUUUUUUCUUAAUUUGAAGACAAACGCGGACCAAAGUUUUACCACAAAUGUCGCUUUGUCGUUCUCCACGUCAGAGAGGAUGUGAGGGACCAAACAUCUGCAGCUGGGACGACUAACUCUUGUCUUUUCUUGCGACAUGACAGUGGUCUGAUCGUGAACUUACCCGUUUUUUUAGAGCCAAAUUGGAGAUUGCGAGGUAACUUUGAUAUGGGAAACGUGCGGCGUUCAUGUGCGUCAAGUUAAAGAAGAAAAUACUAAACAGAGAUGGAUCACUCUGCUCUGCUCUCAGUGGCAGUAACUGCAGUUCUUCUGUGGAUUGCAGCUACUGAAACAGGUGCCAUGGAAGAGGAGAAGCUCUUGUGUACAUGUGAGAAUAAAAAGGACACUUGUGUGAACGGGACCUGCAGGGGGGAUUACUGCUUCUACAUGUGGGUGCACGGUCUGGAGGAGAGGGGCUGCUUCUCUGCACACAACUACAGGGAGCAGUGCUUUACCAGCUUUGAACGCUUUUUUGUGUCAUGCUGCAAAGUCAAUAUGUGCAAUACCUACAUGACGCCACCUCCCAGUAUUGAUGGAGUGGUGACCACCAGUCCCCCGGUACCAGCUCGCCCAGAGCUGUGGAUUGCAAUAUCUCUCCUCCUCUUGAUUGUGGCAGUGUGUGUGUUCUGUGUGGUUUUGUUCCUUCGUUUCCGCCGCACUCACUGUAAACUCAAGAACUCUGAUGAUCAUGAUGUUACUAUGCUGAAAGUACCACAUGGGGAAGACCCAACAUAUGGAGAUCUCUUUGAUGAGUUCUGUACAUCAGGGAGUGGCACAGGGUUACCAUAUCUAGUCCAAAGAACAAUGGCAAGACAGAUCUCUCUUGUGGAGUGUGUUGGUAAGGGCAGAUAUGGAGAGGUGUGGAGGGGCACGUGGAUGGGGGAGAGUGUAGCUGUGAAGAUCUUCUCAUCCCGAGAUGAGCAGUCCUGGUUCAGAGAGACUGAGAUCUAUAACACUGUGCAGCUGCGGCAUGACAAUAUACUUGGUUUCAUAGCCUCUGACAUGACAUCGAAGAACUCAAGCACACAGCUGUGGCUGGUCACGCACUUCCAUGAGCUGGGCUCUCUGUACGACUUUCUUCAGUACAGCAGUCUGGAGCCAGAGAGCUGCCUGAAGAUGUGCCUGUCUGUGGCCUGUGGCCUGGUUCACCUCCACACUGAGAUCGUCAGCUCUCAGGAAAAACCAGCUAUCGCACAUAGAGACCUCAAGAGCCGAAACAUCCUGGUCAAGAGAAAUGGACAGUGUUGCAUUGCUGAUCUGGGUUUAGCAGUGAUACACUCCCAGUCAAAUGACUACCUGGAUGUGGGCAACAACCCUCGAGUGGGCACUAAGCGUUACAUGGCUCCGGAGGUGUUGGAUGAGACAAUUCGAAUGGACGUUUUUGAGUCUUACAAACAAACUGAUAUCUGGGCCCUGGGGCUAGUUUUCUGGGAAAUCAGCCGCAGGACCAUUGUUAAUGGAAUUGUGGAAGAAUAUCGACCUCCAUUCUUUGACUUGGUGCCAUCAGAUCCUAGUUUUGAAGAAAUGAAAAAGGUGGUGUGUGUGGACCAACAAAGACCCAGCUUGCACAACAGGCUGCACUCCCAUCCAAUCUUGGCAGCAACUGUAAAGAUCAUGAAAGAGUGCUGGUUCCAAAGUCCGUCGGCCCGCCUCACAGCCCUAAGGAUCAGAAAGACCCUCUCCAAACUAGACCAUGACAGUGACUACAGUAUUGAAAAACUCAAACAAGAAGUCUAAACCAAAUGGGGAAAAGCCUUAGAAAAGCCUGCAGGGUAUUUAAAGCCUCUAUUGCACAGUACUAGCUGCAUUUCAUUAACAUAUUUAGUGCUAAAUAUGACUAAUGUUGGAACCACGUUAUAUUAAAACCACAUGACUUUGAGGCAAGAGAGUCUAGACUGCCAACACCUGAAGCUAUAUUUUAAUAUGGCAUAUUUUUGGUUAUUCUAACAUUCAAAAGCACAGAUUCGAAUUUCAAAAGUAUCUCAAUUGAUAAAUAGUUUCUACAGCAGCAUACAUAUUUUUAUAUGUUUUUAAAUGUUAUAUUGUAAAUCUCAAGCAAUCAAGUAUUUAUCAAAAAUGUUUAGCACUGAAUUUACUUUUCUGAAUAUAAAAGUACUUACAUAUGAGAGGUUUGUUUAAUAAUAGAAAUGAUGGUUAGCAGGGCACAGUAUAUAUUUGUCUAUGUACAUAUAAGUGUAUUUAAUCAUGAGUGUAAAUAGGAUGUCUAAUAUUUUAUAAUCAGCAAAGGCCACGUUCACCUUUGUACCGCAACAUUUUUUUCUGUACACUGAAAAUAGUAGCUCACCAAUUAUACUGUUGUUAGUAUAAUAACACAAACCACGGAAAGUAAAAAAAAAAAAAAGGGUGAAUAAAAAGUUUUUGUUUUUUUUACCUGU